UGCAAGGGUGCUAUAGGACGCGCUAAAGCAUAAGAGCCACAAAUCAAGCACACGGGUUUAUGCUGUUUUACCUCCAAAAACAAUCAAAACAACAACAGAACCUACAACCAGCAAAAGGCGGAAUUGUCAACAAAUGAGCUCCUAUUUUGUGAACUCAUUCUGCGGACGCUAUCCCAAUGGCGCGGACUUCCAGUUACAUAAUUAUGGAGACCAUAGUUCGGCAAACGAGCAAUACAGAGACUCCACAGCCAUGCACUCCAGCAGGUACGGCUAUGGCUAUAACGGGAUGGACCUGACAGUCGGCCGGGCCGGUACCGGACACUUUGUGGGCAGCGAGCGGACGCAGGGCUACUCCCCGAGUCACUCAGCGGCGGCGACACCCUCAGUGGAGCAGGUCAGGUACACCCAGUCCGCCAGCAGCACCGGGACCUCGUCUCUAUCGCCUCCACCUGACCCACUGCCGUGCUCCUCGGUCGCCAGCUCGUCCCCGGCUGCAGACACUCAGUCUCAACACCGAGCCGUGAAAAACUCUAUCACGACCUCGUGCUCAACCCCGUGCUCGAGCUCCAACGGAGGCACGCUGCUGCUCAACCGGGACUGUGUGUCCAAAGCUUCGCCCCUCGAGGAGGAGAAGCCCACGGGAAGUGCACCGACAACUCCACAAAAUCCCACCGACUCAACACAGCCUCAGAUCUACCCAUGGAUGAGAAAACUGCACAUAAAUCACGAUCUCGCCGGACCAGAGGGCAAGAGAGCCAGGACAGCCUACACCCGGUACCAGACCCUGGAGCUGGAGAAGGAGUUCCACUUCAACCGGUACCUGACACGCAGGCGGAGGAUCGAAAUCGCUCACGCCCUCUGCCUCUCAGAGAGACAGAUCAAAAUCUGGUUUCAGAACCGCAGGAUGAAGUGGAAGAAAGACAACAAGCUGAAGAGCAUGAACAUGGCGGCUGCAGGCGGGGGAGGCUACAGGCCCUGAUAUUCCACUCCUUCACACCUGAUAACGAGCACUAUAAAAAAUCAAACAAAGAUUUGCCACACGAACUUCUCCUUGUAAAGGCGCAGAGACUUGUGAACGGGGCUGUGUGCGGGACAGGGGACACCCCACUUCCACCCCGCUGUAUGUCAAACAAAAGUCCCAUUAUAUUCCUUAAUAUUAUUUCCUUUUUAUCCCCUCUGUGGUUAUGCUUAUGUGAUUAAAAAAAAGAUGCAUUCUGUACAGUUCUGUCUAGAUUUAGAUGAAAAAGACACAUAAAUGUUUGUUUAAAUUAUUUCUUGUUCAAACGAAAAAAUAAAAAAUAAUAAUAAAAGCUUGAAAUGCUACCUACAUACCGCAAAUAAAUCCAGUCAAAGUUGUGAUGCACUCAGAACAAAAACACCCUGUAGAAGAGGGUUGAGGUCGAGCUGCCUUUGUGUUUAGCUUUUGUUUUCUCUGUAUGUAUUGUAUAUGUAUGUAUUUAUUUGUUCGAUGUAUUGUACCAACCUGUCAGAAAACUUGCUUCCAAAAAGUAGAACCAGCAGUAAAAGCCGUGUGUGGUUAUUGUGUGCGUCGAGGGGCAGAUGUUCCGACCCAGUCUUGUCUGUACAGUAGCUGUUGCUAUGUAUUUUUCUUUUAUUUUUUUUCUUCUUCUGCAGGAGCUGCUUUUUAUUUUGUUCACCUGAGCGCAACAUUUCAGUCAAAGCGUGUUCUGUCUUUGUUUGAGCGUGGAGCUCUCCACAGUAAAUCUCAUCGCCUCUAU
Messenger RNA from Cheilinus undulatus (humphead wrasse), 1739 nucleotides. It is a transcript of the gene hoxa5a, whose product is annotated as homeobox A5a. Gene Ontology annotation, biological process: anterior/posterior pattern specification; regulation of transcription by RNA polymerase II. Gene Ontology annotation, cellular component: nucleus. The record is from RefSeq and is a predicted model, not a curated record. Bases 134 to 979 code for a protein of 281 amino acids. Gene Ontology annotation, molecular function: DNA-binding transcription factor activity, RNA polymerase II-specific; RNA polymerase II cis-regulatory region sequence-specific DNA binding. The transcript has 2 exons. NCBI's taxonomy places the organism in Eukaryota, Metazoa, Chordata, Actinopteri, Labriformes, Labridae.